Molecule: messenger RNA, 1713 nt
Organism: Oryza brachyantha (malo sina)
Lineage: Eukaryota; Viridiplantae; Streptophyta; Magnoliopsida; Poales; Poaceae
Product: serine carboxypeptidase-like 18
Exons: 14
Coding region: 41-1441 (466 amino acids)
Biological process (GO): proteolysis; secondary metabolic process
Molecular function (GO): serine-type carboxypeptidase activity; acyltransferase activity, transferring groups other than amino-acyl groups
Source: RefSeq, a predicted model, not a curated record
AAAUUUGCUGCCUGCCAGAUUAAGCUUGAGCUAGCAAGCCAUGGCGACGAGGCUGCAGCUGCUGUUCUUGGCCCAGCUGCUCUGUCUCUGCAGCUCCUCCGCCGACGCCGCGGCGGCGCUGGGGCCGACGACGACGAACAGCAGCCGCAGGAAGGCGGUGGAUCGGCUGCCCGGAUAUGCCGGCACGCUCCCGUUCUCGCUGGAAACAGGGUACGUGGCGGUGGGGGAGGCGCGAUUCUUCUACUACUUCGUGGAGUCGGAGCGGAGCCCGGAGGAGGACCCCCUCCUUCUCUGGCUGACCGGUGGGCCCGGAUGCUCUGCCUUCUCCGGCCUCGUCUACGAGAUUGGCCCUCUGUAUUUUGAUUUUCACGGCUACAAAGGAGGAUUGCCUAAUUUGCUGUAUAAGGCAGACUCCUGGACCAAAAUAAGCAAUGUGAUCUUCGUGGAUUCUCCACCAGGGACUGGCUUCUCAUACGCCACAACAGCCCAAGGCCUCAAGUCUAGCGACACCACUGUUGUUCAUCAGCUCUACACUUUCGUCCAGAAGUGGUUAGAUGAUCACCCACAAUUCUCCUCCAAUCCACUCUAUAUUUCGGGUGAUUCAUAUAGUGGUAUAAUUAUACCUACUCUCGCCAUGGAAAUCGCUAAGGGAAUAGAAUCCAGUGACAAGCGGCAUCUUAAUCUCAAGGGUUACAUUGCUGGCAAUCCAUUGACUGACCCUGCACAUGAUGCCAACAGUAGAUUUCCAUACCUUCAUAGGAUGGGAAUUAUAGACGAUGAACUCUAUGAGGGUGCUCGGAAGAAUUGCAAGGGAGAUUACAUCAACCCUUCAAACACUCAGUGUGCCAACUCAGUCCAAGCCCUCUGGGAUUGCAUAAGUGAAAUGAAUGAUGUACACAUCUUGGAGCCACGCUGCGAAGAAGAUCGGAGCCCCAUCCUUAACAACAUUGAUUCCCAUGAUAGAAGGGCAAGGCUCCUUGAGUCUGCAGUUUCGUCCAUUUGUAGGAAUGCAACAUAUGUUCUGUCCAAAAUAUGGGCCAAUGAGGAAACUGUCAAGGAGAGCUUGGGUGUUCACAAGGGGACAGUGGCAACAUGGAAAAGAUGUAACUAUGAGGUACCUUACACAAUGGACAUCCACAGUGCAGUGGAGUAUCAUCUAAGCUUAAUCACCAAAGGAUACCGAGGCCUUGUAUACAGUGGUGACCAUGACAGUAAAAUAUCUUUUGUUGGAACUGAAGGAUGGAUUAGGUCUCUUAACCUGUCCAUCACAGAUAAUUGGCGACCAUGGUAUUUCAACAGCCAAGUUGUAGGAUUCACAAAAACUUACUCCAAUAACUUGACAUACGCAACAGUGAAGGGUGCUGGGCACACAGCUCCGGAGUACAUGCCAAAGGAGUGUCUUGCUAUGGUUGAUAGAUGGCUUUCUGGGCAACCUCUUUGACUAUUUAAUUAGUAGGAAGACCACAAAUUAAGCACAUUCAUAUAUACAUCUGUUCUGUUAUCAUUUUCUCAAAUGGUGUGGUAAUUCCUACGGACGAGUGCACAUUUAAUAUUUCAUAUCUAAGUCUGUAAGGUAUCAUAAGGCUGUUGUUUGUUCUGUGGAAAUAAACUAGUUCAUCGCUACCAAGGUUGGUACGAUGAACACUUCAAUGUUCCUAGAUAGGUCACGACGCGAGGUAACACCAAUUACAAUUUUAUAGUUAACAAGCUUGU